This is a messenger RNA of Anoplopoma fimbria (sablefish), 1718 nucleotides long. Its product is annotated as immunoglobulin lambda-1 light chain-like. The record is from RefSeq and is a predicted model, not a curated record. Lineage: Eukaryota; Metazoa; Chordata; Actinopteri; Perciformes; Anoplopomatidae. Bases 20 to 922 code for a protein of 300 amino acids. The transcript is spliced from 4 exons.
GGAAACACCGCUGCACAAAAUGCUUUUCCUCCCAGCUGCUGCUCUGUGCUGUCUGUGUUCAGCGCUGGUUGCCAUGGCAGCAGAGCUGAUCCAGGAUGAUUUAACAUUGACCAGGAGAGUUGGUGGGAAAGUCUCCUUCAGCUGUCGAGGCACUGACCAGUGUGGCAAUAAUUAUGUAUACUGGUACCAGAAGAGAGACUCAGAAACAUUCACACUGAUUCUUUAUAUUGAUAAGAGUGAUGGUGACAUAUAUAAAGGUUUCAAUCAUCCUCAGAAAGAUGAUUUCUCAGCUGUGAAUAAACAGAACGGCUGUGAGUUGGAGAUCAAGAACGUUAAACUCACUCAUUCAGCCUCUUACUACUGCUCCUGUUGGAUAUCUGGUCUCCACAGAUCUGGCUACGACAUCUUUGGCUCUGGAACUAAACUGUAUGUAACAGAUGAGCAGGUAGUGAAGCCCGUGGUGAGCGUGUACCCAGCAGCAUCCAGAGCCCACCUGGAGGGGAAGAGCUCCCUGCUGUGUCUGGCCUCAGCCAUGUUUCCUCCUCUGGUCCAGUUCUCCUGGAAAAGAGGAAAGGAGAACGGUCCUCUGGAGGAGCUGCCCCCUGCUGAGAGAGAGCAGCUGGAGCUCAGAGAGUCGGGACGCACCGCCGCCAUCUUGCUGAUCCAUCAGCAGGAGAACAGCAGGUAUAGAUACCACUGCUACGUCCAUCACGAGGGGGGCACAGUGGAGGCACCACCUCCUCCAUCACCUCCUCCAUCACCUCCUCCAGCAGCUUCUGUCCCGUCUCAGUACCAAGUGAAGCUGCUCUGCCUGCUGUACACGGUGCUGAUAGUGAAGAGUCUGGUGUACUGCUGUGGACUCUCUCUGCUGAUGAUCCUCACAAACAAGGGACCGUCCACCAACUGCACACAUGCUGACUGACUGAUUUCUGCUUUUUCUCACCAUAGAAUCCCAGCAAUUCUUCUCUUUUAUCACUUUCAUCAGUAUGCACAAUAUCUGUUAUGACGUGAUGAUUAUAUAAUUUGGUGUUUAGAUACAUAAUUCUAAAGGUAUGAAUAUAUACAUACAGCUUUGCGUUUACUAAAUUGAUUUGCAGUGCUAUUUUUUGCUAGCUUAUUUCCACUUUUAAUUGGCUUGUAUGACAGUGGAAUGUUAAUUAUAAUCAUUAGCUGUCUGGUACAUAUUCUAUUGUUUACAGUCUUUUUCUGUUCUUGUGUUUCUUUUUAAUACAUUAUUCAGAGUGCGGCUGUUUGUCAGUUUAACAUUCUUAAUAAACUGAAAAACCACAGUGUUUUAUGAACAUUCUUUUUUUAUUGAUAUCAGUUUGACUUCAUAGCAAAUAAUCAGAUUCAGAAUCAACUCGAUUGACUGUUUGUUAACAGAUACAAGUAAUCCGUCUGUGGUUGUAAGUAGCUCUGAAUAUACUUUCACGCAGCACCAAGAACAAAUGUAAAGGAAGGUAUGAAUAUAAGCACACAGCUAAACAAGGACAAGAAAGCUAAACAAAGAGAAGCAGAUAUAAACACACAGCUAUUAUAAACACGUCAGUAGGUUUGGCUGAUCCACCAGGUUCAGUGCUGACCCCCUUUUAUAGUUGUGUCAGUGUGGAUGUAAAGCUCUACGCUGACGACACUGUUGUUAACACACAUGAACAAACAGCAGAGCUGCUUUGAAGCAACAACUGAUAUAAAAUGAUGAAAGAGCGGCUUCAUCAGUC